UGAGUUGUUGUAAAUAUGACAUUGCGCUAGCGUGAGAUCAUAAAACACAAGACACCUGUUUUGUUCUCUCCUCACAUCUCGGCAACUUCUGUCUUCUCCAUAUAAAUACAGACACGCAUACAGAGAAUAUAAAAAUGGGUUCCAUCUUCAGUUCUACAAAAAAGACCAAAGAAGAAUUGGAGAUGGAUAUUAACAAGGCCAAAGAGCUCUCUACUUCUGCAUCCGUUGUCGUUUUCAGCAAAACCUACUGUGGGUAUUGCAAAAGAGUGAAGCAGCUGCUGUCGAAGUUGGGAGCUAGUUUCAAGGUCAUUGAACUUGAUCAGCAAAAUGAUGGAGAUGAUAUUCAAGCAGCUUUAGCAGAAUGGACUGGAAUUAGGACAGUUCCUAAUGUGUUUAUUGGUGGUAAACACAUUGGUGGAUGUGAUAAUACAAUGGACAAGCACCAGAAAGGGCAGCUUUUGCAUCUUCUUACUGAUGCUGGUGCUAUAGCUAACAGCUCCGCUCAGCUAUGAGCAGCCAACAAAGAAAUCCGCUCAGCUGUGAGCGGACAAUAAAGAAAUCUGGACGAUGACUGUGUAAUGAACUGAGAAUAAAAUAUGUUUCUUGUGUUGUGCAGCACAAACAGUUUGUAAAAUCAAGGAACAUCUGUUUUCCGACUAUGUUUUGAUCAUAGUUUAUAGUUAUACUACUGCGUUACUUGUUGCAA
Molecule: messenger RNA, 706 nt
Organism: Mercurialis annua (annual mercury)
Lineage: Eukaryota; Viridiplantae; Streptophyta; Magnoliopsida; Malpighiales; Euphorbiaceae
Product: glutaredoxin
Exons: 4
Coding region: 135-512 (125 amino acids)
Biological process (GO): cellular response to oxidative stress
Cellular component (GO): cytoplasm
Molecular function (GO): glutathione disulfide oxidoreductase activity
Source: RefSeq, a predicted model, not a curated record